Molecule: messenger RNA, 996 nt
Organism: Phragmites australis (common reed)
Lineage: Eukaryota; Viridiplantae; Streptophyta; Magnoliopsida; Poales; Poaceae
Product: clavaminate synthase-like protein At3g21360
Exons: 3
Coding region: 37-996 (319 amino acids)
Molecular function (GO): oxidoreductase activity
Source: RefSeq, a predicted model, not a curated record
CAAAGUAGAUAGAGAUCGACUCAGAGAUAGAGAGAGAUGGCGGCGGCCGACUUCUUUAGCGUGGGCGAGUGCAAGGGCCAGAAGACCAUCGACGGCGAGCAGGUGCCGCUAGUCCUCACGCCCUCCGACGACGGUAAUGGCUACGAGGCGCUGGUGGAGGUGCUGAAGGCGAACCCCGAGUGGGUGGAGGGAAAGGUGGUGGCCAACAGCGGCGUGCUGCUGCGCGGCUUCGACGUGCGCGACGCCGUCGAGUUCAACGCCGUCGUGGAGGCCCUCGGGUGGCCGGACAUCCGGUACGUGGGCCCGGCCCCGCGCACGCACGUCCACGGUCGCGUCUGGACCGCCAACGAGGGGCCACUCGAGGAGUUCAUCUACUACCACCACGAGAUGGUCCUGAUCAAGGAGUUCCCGGGGAAGGUGAUCCUGUUCUGCGAGGUGCCGCCGCCGGAGGGCGGGGAGACGCCGUUCGUGCCGAGCUUCCGGGUGACGGAGCGCGCGCUGGAGGAGUUCCCGGAGAUGGUGGAGGAGCUGGACGAGAAGGGCCUCCGCUACACCUUCACGGCGCUGAGCAAGAACGACACCAAGUCCAUGCGGGGCCGCGGCUGGGAGGACGCCUUCGCCACCUCCGACAAGGCCGAGGCCGAGAAGAGGGCGCGGGCGCUGGGGAUGGACGUGGAGUGGCUGCCGGACGGCGGGGUGCGGACGGUCCUCGGCCCGCGGAAGCUGACGCGCGUGUUCCCGGGACGGAAUGGGCGGCGGAUGUGGUUCAACACGGUGGUGGGGAUGCACGGCAAGGAGCUGAGCUCGGCGACGUUCGCCGAUGGGUCCGAGAUCCCGGCGGGGUUCGUGCGGCGGUGCGGCGAGAUCAUCGAGGAGGAGAGCAUCCAGUUCCGGUGGGAGAAGGGCGACAUCCUCAUCCUCGACAACCUCGCCACGCUCCACGGCCGCCGCCCGUCGCUGCCGCCCCGGAGGGUCCUCGUCGCCACCUGCAAGUGA